AUGCAAGUACCCUAUUAAUUAAAGAUGUUCAGGAACCCCAAAUGACAAAUGAGUAGUUAUUUGGUUUAUAUGAUGACUUUAAUAAAGAUAAUAUGUAAAAAAUAGAUCCUUUGAGAUAAACAAAUAAAAAGAGAUCGGUCUUAAACAUAAGAUAAAUCAAAUUUAGAAAGAGUUUUAAUUUAAUUAAGUAAUGUUAUAGGAUGAAUGGUUGCAAGAAUAUUGAGAAAAUAAAAAAUAAAAAAUAGAUUAUCAAAACUCAUUUUUAGCUUUGGAAAAAGUGGGUGAAAUGUUUUGAAUAAAAUACAAAUUUUAAAAAGAUAAUCAACUAGGUGAUAAAAUUUUAAGAGAUGUAAAGAUUAAGGACAAAAUACGCUAGCAAUAUAAAUUUAAUCAUCCUAGUGGCUAUGAUUUAUAAACUCUGAUGAUGAUUAUAUUUUUUAAGAAUCUUAUUCCCAAUCAUGAGUUAAAUUAUUAAUUCUAUGAAAAAAAAAGGAGAAAAUAUUUAUCCAAAGUUUAGCAUAAUUUAAUUUAACCAACUGAAGACCCGUAAAAUUAAAUAGUUAAAAAUUAUAUUCAUGGAUAAAGCAAGAAUUUUAGAGAAUAAAAAAAAGAUAUAUUUUAAAAGAAAAGGCAUUUUUAAUAGCCAAAUUAUUUAGAAGAAAAAAAUACAAUUAAUUGA
Molecule: messenger RNA, 679 nt
Organism: Paramecium sonneborni
Lineage: Eukaryota; Ciliophora; Oligohymenophorea; Peniculida; Parameciidae
Source: the annotation of a GenBank genome assembly